AUUAACCGACGGAUAUUAAAUAAAUAUUGCCGGAUAAGGAUGAGGUUUCCAAAUAAUGCCUGAAACAAAUAACGGUUUCUUUUUAGGAAGUUCAAGAAUUCCAAGAAUUUAUGAUGAACAGCCCAAAUCGAUAUGGUGGGUGGGCUGAAUACCACCAUAACAUAUUUGUUAAUUAUUGGCAGAAGUACUUCAAUUUAGAAAACAUCAAUGACGAACAAAGUGAAAGCUGCAUCGAAUCGUCGCCAUUUUACCAUUUGUUCUUGCGUGACCUUCAAUCCAAAUUACAAGAUAUAAGUGAAAAAGAAAUAACAUCUCACGUCAGGUGGUAUACGAAACUUGUUUACUUGAAGGAGCGUCAGCAAAAAGCUAUUGAUAAAUGGAGAUCUAAUCGAAGAGCUAUGAAAUCCAAGGUGAAGCCAGAUGAGAAAAAUAAUUUUAGUUUAAAAUUUAAUAGCAGUGACAGAAAAGACCGUUGCACUGCAAGCGAAAAAGAUAGCCUAGAUGAACGGACUAAAAAAGAGCUGAGUCUUCAAGCUCCGACUCAGAAUGAAGUAUGCUGCUUCGUAAGACAAUGUUUCAGUGACGAAUUAAAGAAGAUAGAUAAACUGCAAGAAAAUGUAUCCAAUGAGCAGAGUACGGUUGGUAAUGGAAAACCAGUGAUGAAGCGUUUCCAAAAAUCGACAAAGCAGUGGAACAUCAGACUGAACACGAAGACUAUUAAGACUGAUGUAAAUUGCAACAAUGUUGAGAGCAUAAAAAAGCUGCACACACCUACAUGGAGAGUUGGUUUAUAAAAUAAACGUGAAAUACAUUA
Molecule: messenger RNA, 814 nt
Organism: Trichoplusia ni (cabbage looper)
Lineage: Eukaryota; Metazoa; Arthropoda; Insecta; Lepidoptera; Noctuidae
Product: coiled-coil domain-containing protein 112-like
Exons: 6
Coding region: 111-794 (227 amino acids)
Source: RefSeq, a predicted model, not a curated record